AUGCACCAAUUUGCUGUGAAAAUAAGUGUUGAGUUUGUAGAAGAAGGUAUUGUUGAUGCUGCUAUUAUUGUCUUUCCUUCUUGGCUGCUGAAGCUUUUACCUCUCGUAUCUCCUCUACUUCAAGAGCUUCUAUUUAUUAUAAAUAAAAUUUUAAGCAUCUCUGUUGCUAUUAAUUCUGAUUGCUGGGAAGACCUCGAGCAAGAAUGCCAGAACGUUUUCCAUUUCGGCAUCGACGUCUCUGCGGCGGCGGACGUGGAGAAGGAGGAGGAAGUGAGGUUGGUUUGGAUGGUGGUGAGGAAGGGAUGGGGAGGAGCUUUCAUGAUGAUGGGAGUUAACGGGAAGGGGAGGGACGUGGGAGAUACAGGGCUGUGGUUCGAACAAGAGCUUGAUGGGUUGAAGUGCUGCGCGGCGGCGAUGGAGAGAGGCGGGAUGGUGGCGGAAGCGGGGCUGGUGUUUUCCGGCGAGGGGAGGAGGGUGAAAAAUGUGAGCUUGGGGUUAAUGACGAGAGAUGGGUGUAGAUACGUUGGCUUGCGUGAGGCUCUGCUUUACUUGCAGAGUCAUCUUCUUCCUCCUCCUAUUCCUGGCUAA
Messenger RNA from Phalaenopsis equestris, 588 nucleotides. RefSeq lists its product as uncharacterized. The record is from RefSeq and is a predicted model, not a curated record. The transcript has 2 exons. Lineage: Eukaryota; Viridiplantae; Streptophyta; Magnoliopsida; Asparagales; Orchidaceae. The coding region runs from base 1 to 588 and encodes 195 amino acids.